AUUGCAAAAUGAAGACCGCUUUGAUUCUGCUCAGCAUUUUGGGAAUGGCUUGUGCUUUCUCGAUGAAAAAUUUCCACCGCAGGGUCAAAGCUGAGGACUCUGAGGAAAAUGGGGUCUUUAAAUACCGGCCACGCUAUUUUCUCUACAAGCAUGCCUACUUCUAUCCUCCUCUAAAGCGGUUUCCAGUCCAGGGAGGCAGUGACUCUUCUGAAGAAAAUGGAGAUGGUGAUACUUCAGAGGAAGAGGGGGAAGAGGAGACUUCAAAUGAAGAGGAAAACAAUGAAGAUUCCGAGGGAAAUGAAGAUGAGGAGGCAGAGGCUGAGAACAGCACACUCUCUAGUGUAACAGCUAGCUAUGGAGUCGAGACCACAGCUGGAACAGAGACUAUAGGGUUAGCUGCACUCCAACUGCCCAAGAAGGCUGGAGAUGCAGAAAGCAAGGCUGCAAAAAAGAAGGAAAGCGAUGAAGAGGAAGAGGAAGAGGAAGAAAAUGAAAACGAGGAAGCAGAAGUAGAAGAAAAUGAACAGGUCACCAAUGGCACCAGCACGAACUCCACGGAGGUGGAUGGUGGGAACGGCAGCAGCGGAGGAGACAACGGAGAAGAAGGCGAGGGACAGAGCGUCACCGAAGCAGGUGCAGAAGGGACCACAGUGGGCAGGGAGCAGAUCAGUGACAGCCCCACCACAGCUGUCCUUCGGAACGGGUUUCAGUAUACCACCCCACCACCGGAAGCCUAUGGAACCACCUCCCCACCACUCAGAAAAACCACCACCGUUGAGUACUGGGGAGAAUAUGAACAGACAGGCAACAAUGAGUACAAUGGUGAGUAUCAAGUCUACGACAAUGAGAAUGGGGAGCCUCGUGGGGACAAUUACCGGGCCUAUGAGGAUGAAUACAGCUACUACAAGGGGCGUGGCUAUGAAGGCUAUGAUGGUCAAGAUUAUUACUACCACCAGUGAAGCCCUGCCUCCUGGGGAGGGGCAGGGGUAAUUACCCAUUCUGUCAUUGCAUCUGGCUACCACAUAUUUUCAAAGUUCAACUCAGGAAGGUGCAAUAUAACAAAUGUGCAUUUUACAAUGUGGAAUGGUGCUACAGUCCCAGAGUAAUUUCUGCAAAUGCUUCUGUUUACUGUAAUGGCUUCUUUUUCAUUUUCCCAUAUGUAUCACUUGAAAGAUCAUUGUAAGUCAGGGACAUUGAUCAAGCAGUGCACCCACGAGCUGGGGCUGGAUGGAAUACUUUGAGGUGGUAACUCUACAGUGUUUACUCUGUGUGUACUAUUGCUAACUGCCCAAACACACUUUUUGUACAAGACAGCUCAUGAGAGAUUUAGAAACAACACUGCAUA
This is a messenger RNA of Phodopus roborovskii (desert hamster), 1345 nucleotides long. It is a transcript of the gene Ibsp, whose product is annotated as integrin binding sialoprotein. Gene Ontology annotation, biological process: bone mineralization; cell adhesion; ossification. The transcript has 6 exons. The record is from RefSeq and is a predicted model, not a curated record. The coding region runs from base 9 to 959 and encodes 316 amino acids. Gene Ontology annotation, cellular component: extracellular region. NCBI's taxonomy places the organism in Eukaryota, Metazoa, Chordata, Mammalia, Rodentia, Cricetidae.